Blastocystis hominis is the source of this 1878-nucleotide messenger RNA. RefSeq lists its product as hypothetical. Gene Ontology annotation, cellular component: mitochondrial outer membrane. Gene Ontology annotation, biological process: mitochondrion organization; small GTPase-mediated signal transduction; regulation of mitochondrion organization. The record is from RefSeq and is a predicted model, not a curated record. The transcript has 12 exons. NCBI's taxonomy places the organism in Eukaryota, Bigyra, Opalinata, Blastocystidae. Bases 1 to 1878 code for a protein of 625 amino acids. Gene Ontology annotation, molecular function: calcium ion binding; GTP binding; GTPase activity.
AUGAAAACUUUCCAAUCGAUGCAGGAAAGGAUGAGAAAGUAUCACGUGGUGAUAAUCGGGGACUCGAACAGUGGAAAGACCACUUUGAUUGAGUCUAUCCGGAACGGUGCCUUUGUCGAGGAUGUCCCAAAAGUCGCUGAACCCUGCGAGAUUUCGGAAGAAAACUUGAUUUCGCAUACUCCGAUGGUAUUGUACGACACGUCGUCGGACCCCGCUGAUGAAGUGGAAACACAAAGUCUUCUUAGAAAAGCGGACGUCAUUGUCUUUGUCGCAUUUCUAAAGUACGAGCAAAACAUGCAGUCGUUUUUGUCGGAUUGGGUGCCUACCCUUCAGUUUGUGUGCCCCAACACACCGAUUAUCAUUGUGUCGAGCAAGACCGACCUGCUUUCUUCGGAUGAUCAAUCGUUUACUCGUUCUCAGCUCAGCACUCUCCUCAAGCGAGUCUCUAACGUGGAGGUCUGUCUAGAAUGCUCCUCAAAAACGCACUACAAUCUCGACCAACUCAUCACAUACAGCGAAAAGCUCGUAGCUUUCCCCAUUUCCCCUCUUUUAAACCGCACCACAAACCAACUCACUCCCAAAGCCAUUCGCAUGCUGAGCUUUGCGUUUCGGCGAUUCAAUCAAUCCAACACACGUUUCCUUUCCGAUUCCGAACUUUCCGCGUUUAACGAAUGUUGUUAUGGAAGUCCUCUCACAGAGGAAGGUAUCGAGCAGUUCAAAUCGAGUUUGCAGCGACAGGGCAUAGAACUCGCCUCAGAAGGCAUCACUGAACAGAACUUCUUGGAAAUCAUGAAACUCUUUUUGCUUCACGAUCAUCCCGAAAACGUUUGGGGCGUUUUCAACGCUCUGCAAUUCGAGGGAGAAUACCCGCGGUUCCCCGAGUGGACGCCCGAAAACGACGCGAUUUAUUGUCUCUCUCCCGCGGGAAAACACUUCUUGAAGGACUUGUUCAAGCGAUUCGAUCGCGAUGGCGAUCAUCGACUUUCCCGCGAGGAGGUCGAUGAAAUGAUGCAGGUGGUGGAUCCACUCCCAUUGGCGCCCGGAUUUCCCGCCAAUUUGCCGGAAUCCUCGCGGAGAAACGUGGAACCGACCGCUUGGAUCUGCGAAUGGGAACUCUUGGUACGAGUUUCCCCAGUUUCCACGAUUCGAGCGCUAAACCAGCUCGGAGGUUCCGAUGUUUCCUCGUUUGUGGAGCCACUCCCCGACAAAGUGGAAACGUGGAAACUCGGAGAAACGGUGGAACGUUCAGUGGUUCAGGCGUUUCUGUUCGGAGCCCACGGCGUGGGAAAGAGCAGUCUGCUUCGCCGCUUUUUGGGCAGUUCUCCCGCGGGGAAAUACCUACCUGACCAGAGCCUAAAAACCGCGGUGAACAUAGUAAAGCACGGAGAAGGAGCGGUGGACAGUUUCAUUCUGACGGAAGUAAACGAGGAAACGGAGAACCAGGCGUUUGAGCAUCUUCGAUUUUGCGAUUUGGCGUGUUUGGUUUGGGAUGUGACGCGUCCAGACUCCCUUCAUUAUGUCAUGCGAUUGUGUUCCCGAUUCCCGCGGGGCACGAAGGUGCUGCUGGUGGCGAUGAAGAGCGAUUUGCUACGCGUGAAGUACGAAUCGACGGAGGUGUUCAGAGAAUGCAAAGAAUUCUGUGCGAAGUGGGGACUGGAAGAGUCGCUGCUGACGUCGAUGUAUGCGAAGGACCGGCUGUUUCCGCUGAUGUUUGACUGUGCGAUGAUGCCGGAAAUCUGCGAGAUUGGAGCGGAGGAGGAGGGAGAAGGAGAAGGCGCAGCGUCAUUUUUAUGGCCGGUGACGGUGUGGGUGAGUGUGAUCGGAGUGAUCGUGGGAGGGAUUUGGUUCUUCCAUCGAAGACAUUGGAUUGUUUGUUGA